AAGCGUUACACCGUUGCCCCAUGUAAACAGUUCCUCCAACAUGCGGUUGUGUGCCUGCUAUGAAAGUUUAGCUCAGCCUCACUCUUGUAUGUUUAUGAGUUUAUUUUUUAAUGUGAUGCUUUAAGAAAUUAUUUCACUAUUUAACUGCGAAGCGAAAGAACUUAAAGAUUAAACAAAGCGACGGUAGCGGGGUUCCAUGGAGGUGGAAGGCUGGGACUUCCUCAACUCUCCGCCCGUGAAAACAGUACGGUUCGGGGGCAGUGUGGCGGAGACGCUGGACAAACUCAGAAAGGGAGACAGCAGCGAUUAUGAACUCCUGAAGCAUCAGCUGGCGGAUCCGGACAUAAAGGACGCUCAGAUCAUCAGCUGGCUGCAGGAGUUUCGGGGCUGCAUGACCCAGCUGACCAAAGACCAUGAACAGCUCAUUUACACCGUUUUAAGGCUUCCAUGGGUGGGCCGGAGCCAGGCCGUAGUGGACGAGUUCCUGGCCUUCCUCAGCAACCUGGUGUCGGCGCAGACGGUGUAUUUAUGCGCCUGCCUCAAAAUGGUGGUGUCCCACUUCACUCCCAAGCGGGUGACCAUCUGUGAGGGAGGAGUUGAUAUCUCUGAUUCAGAGGAUGAGGAGGACACCGACCUCCCCAGAAACUUUGACCUUUGUCACCAGGCGCUGCAGCUCAUCAUCAGAUACGUUCCCUCGACGUGUCGCUUCCUCAUGCCCAUUCUCCAAGACGGCUUCCCUUUUGUCCAGAAAUCCCCCAGAACUCUGGAAUGCUACGUCCACAACCUGCUGAGGCUGACCGUCUACGUCCCAUCCAUCCGACGAGACGUGCUGGAGCUGAUCGUUGGGCAGCUGCUCAAACUGGACGUCAGCGCAUCGAGGGAAGAGAUCGAGGAGACAGAGGAGAACCAGAGCCAGAACCAGGACCAGCCUGAGGAGGGACUGUUUGACAUGGAUGAGGACAUGACUGCAGAGCAGCCGCACCGGACCAACAUGAUGGUCCACCCAGUGGCUGAGAGGUUGGACACACUCAUGGUUGUUCUCAUGGCUUACAUCAGAGACAUCUGCAAUGUGGACGGUUCGUUUCACGCUGAACGGACCAAGGAGCUCUACAAAGACCUGCUGAGUGUGUUCGACAAGCUCAUCCUGCCGACUCACGCUUCCGGUCACGUGCAGUACACGCUGUUCUACCUCUGCAGCUUCAAACUGGCUCUAGCCGAGGCUUUCCUCGAUCAUCUGUGGAAGGUUCUGCAGAACCCGACGCAGCCCGCCAUCCUGCGGCAGGCCGCAGCCGGAUACAUGGGGAGCUUCAUGGCCCGAGCCAAGUUCGUCCCUGUGCUCACUGUCAGGGCGUGUCUGGACCUGCUGCUCACCUGGAUCCACGCCUACAUCGACAGCCAGGACAGCAGCGGCCGGCAGGUGUGCUGCGACAUCAGCCUGCAUGGACCCUUCUACGCCACCUGCCAGGCCGUCUUCUACACCCUGGUGUUCAGACACAGAGCCAUGCUGGAGGCCAACAUGAAGAAAGGGUUGGAGUUUCUGCAGAGUCUGAACCUGGAGCGGCUGGUCAUGUGUCAGCUCAAUCCACUCAAAGUAUGUCUGCCUUCAGUCACCAGCAUGUUCGCAGCCAUCACCAGGAAGUACCAGGUGGUGUUCUGUUACACCAUCAUAGAGAGGAACAACAGGCAGGUGCUGCCGGUGGUCCGCAGCUCUGCAGGAGGAGACGGGGUGACCACCAACACCAACCCUCUGGACAGCUUCUUCCCCUUUGACCCCUACCUGCUCAAACGGUCUGGUCAGCUGAUUGAGCCACUCUAUCAGGCUUGGGAUGACCUCGCAGAAACUGAUCUGCUUCCUCCCAAAACAGCUCAACAGGCCCUGAAGGAGGAUGAAGAUGAUUUCUUGAGUGGCGAGACGCCACACGGAGACGCCAUGCUUGGACUGACCCCCAGCUCAUACGGUUCCAACGUCUGCAGCCCCAACAGCGUGGGUUCCCCCCCUACGGCCCAACACAGAGCCUUCAAGUUUUAAUCCCUCGCCGUGAACCUUCGUGUCCUGGCAGAGAAGCGCUGCUCUCAUCAGAAGCUCUGCCUCCCUGCACUGCUGACACCAGUGGAUCCAGGAACAGUGACUUUAUUUCUACAGCUUAAUGCUGCAGCUGCCCACAUAUGAAGUAGACGUGUGUCAUUUUUAAAAUUUUGUAUUGUACACUACUCCAAGAGUGCUCACACACACCUAUAAACAUUUUCUAUGAAUAGAUCAUGUUUUAAAUAAACAGUUAAAGAAGCGGUA
This is a messenger RNA of Poecilia reticulata (guppy), 2290 nucleotides long. It is a transcript of the gene rrn3, whose product is annotated as RRN3 homolog, RNA polymerase I transcription factor. Gene Ontology annotation, molecular function: RNA polymerase I general transcription initiation factor activity; RNA polymerase I core binding. NCBI's taxonomy places the organism in Eukaryota, Metazoa, Chordata, Actinopteri, Cyprinodontiformes, Poeciliidae. The record is from RefSeq and is a predicted model, not a curated record. Gene Ontology annotation, cellular component: nucleus. Gene Ontology annotation, biological process: transcription initiation at RNA polymerase I promoter.